AUGUUGGUUAAACCACACAACCCUCCACGUAAAGCCUGGCUUUUCCCUUGUGUUGCAAUACCAACAAGCUGCGCUCUUAGGCGGUACUUUUGCUGAAUGCCGUUCGCUGGUCUCCCAAGCUUGACGUCGACGCAACGUGUUCAUGGAGCUGCUGGUGUCGGUUCUGCUGCUGGGCGCACAGAGCGAGGCCUGGUGCCGGCGAGGCUCUCCGUGGUGCUUAAGGCUCUGAACAACCAGCGGAGUCAUGUCGAAGAGGAGUUGCUGCGGAUGCAGCAGCAGCUGGCGCACGAUGACGAAAAGCAUGCGCGUCAGCAUUCACGCAGCCAGCGUGGAGACGCGGGCGCGCACCACCACGUCUUUGUGGACACGGUGCACCACCCGCACCAUCCGCACCCACAGCGCCACGUUCACCACGACGCGCACGCCCAACCGCAACGCAUCGACCACCAUGACCACCACCACCACGCCGCGCAGCUUCCCUCCCCCGCCCAGCGCAGCCACGCCGACCACGAGCUCGCCAGCGCGGUGGAGCUGAGCUACCAGUACUCCACCAACGGCGCGGUGGAGCUGGUCGGCAACAUCGUGGCCGCGCCCGACCUGCUCCACAGCUCCGAUGCGCUCCACGUCCAGCACCCUCAGCACCCUCAGCACCCUCAGUACCCUCAGCACCCUCCGCAACCCCCCGAGCACUUCGGCGACAAGGGCAUGCCCAUCACCCCGGUAUCCCGGCCGCCCAUGUUGUACGCGCGCGUGCUGGACUACGACGCCAGCUCCACACUCGCACGCGACAUCACGGGCGCGCUGCUGCGCGGCGACAAGCUGCUGCUGGAGCUGCCCGACGAGCCCGGCACCGUGUCCACGCUGCUGACGGCGCUGGGCCACGCGAGCGCGAAGCUGGCGGCGGCAGGCCUGGCGACGGCGCUGGACCCGGUGUGCGACCCCGCGGCCUUCGCCGCCGGCGCCUGCGCCCUGGGCGUGCUGCACAUCAGCCCCGGCGCCAGCAGCAGCCCAGGCGGCAGCCCCGCAUCCAGCCACUCCGGCAUCCACUCCGCCGCCGCAGGCAGCGGCAGCCCCAGUGCCGUAGGCGGCGGCGGCGGCGGCUCGCCGACUGCCUCCUAUGACGGCGGCGCCGGCCCGGGCGGCAGCGGCAGCGGCAGCAGCGGCCGCUCCUCCCACCGCACCAACCCCGACUGCUGCUUCGUGCUGUGCGCGCGCGGCGUGCCCAUCCCGCCCGCCGCCGCCUCGCCCGCCGCGCCGCCCGCCGCCGCCGCCACCUCCAUCUACACGGUGGGCAGCAGCAUGGGGCAGCAGGUGCUGCGCGUGGGCCCCGCCGCCAACACGCACGCGCUGCUGAGUGCGCUGCUGCGGGCCGUGCUGCGUGACGGCAUGGUGACGCUGCGCACCACCUGGUUCGACGAGGAGAUCGAGGCCGACUGCUGGAGCGACGACGAGGAGUGCGCCGGCGAGGGCCUCAGCGCCGAGCCGCCGCACACGCCGCAGGCGCAGCAGCAGCAGCAGCAGCAGCAGUAUCAGCAGCAGGCGGCGUACAGCGGCGGCGGAAGCGUUGCGGUGGCGGCUGUGGCGGACGGCGAGGACGCGCUGGUGGCGGCGGUGACGGCGGCGGUGGCCAGCGGCAUGGCCGUGCAGGCCGGCGGCAGCGGCAACGGCGACGGACAGGCCGCGGUGGCGCAGUUCUCGCCGCUGGCAUCCUUCGACCAGUUCUACGAGCACGAGCACCACCACAACCACGCCUACCACCCGCCGCAGCCGGCGCCGCGCCAGCCCGCGCCGCAGCCGGCGGCGCAGCAGGCCAUGCAGGAUAACCACCACAACCACCACCACAACGGCCACAACGGCCACAACCACCACCACGCGACAGGGCCCUCCGGCGCCGGCCGCCUGCUCGGCUCGCCCAGCCCCUCCUUCUCCCCCACCGCCUCCUUCUCCCCCACCGCCUCCUUCGAGCUCGGCCACGGCCACGGCCCUGCCUCCUCCUCCUCGUUCUCCUCCUCGGCCGCCGGCCCCGGCAUGCUGCGGCCCGCCGCCCCCGCGGGCAGCCUGGUGCGUGUGCCGCCGGUGCUUCGGGCGCUGUUCAAGCUGGACCGGCAGCUGCGCAGCCUGGACCUGGGCGGCCUCAUGAUCCUGCCGCACACCUUUGUGCGCCACCCGGGGGCCGGCCGCGAGAACUCGCCCGUGCUGUACCUGGACGUGGUCAUCGCCUGAGAGGGAGGCAGGGGUGCACGUGGUCAUCGCCUGAGGAGUGAGGGAGGGGUGCACGUGGUCAUCGCCUGAGGCAGGGGUGCACGUGGUCAUCGCCUGCGGCGUGAGGGGGCUGGAGGGGGUGGAGGGCUGGAGGGGGUGCACGUGGUCAUCGCCUGAGAGGGAGGGGGUAGGAGCGCAGGGCGUGGAUGGAUGCAGAUGAGAAGGGGUUGGUGUAGGCCCCGGCGCCGGUUUGAGGCGAGGUGUAGGAAUCGUUGCUGUUGUUGCAUCGUUGGCAGGGCAUGGAUGUUGUAUUUUGUAUGAGCGGCUGCCCGGCUCCAAUCGGGGCUAGUUGCACGGCACACGAGAUUUGGUUAUUUGGAGAGAGUGCGAAGCGGAGGAGGUGCGCGUCGCGCUGUGGAUGGCGAGGCGCAAUGUCGAGGGACAAUUUCAUCUGAGCGGCCGGCGGAAGCCAAGGAAGGAAAAGGUCAGCGGCGUCAGCCCAAAGCCGCCAACUGCACAUAGGAAAGGCGGCGUGUUGGCGACCUGAGCCUGAAACCGGGUACGCAGAGCAACACGUGUCCGGCGCUUGCAUACAGGAUAUACAGUGCGUCUUCCCUGCGUGCGUGUGUGCGUGUGCGUGCCGUGCGAGUUUGGUGUGUGUGUGUGUGUUAAAGAGCACAAGGAAAACGUUGCGCAAAGACAGUGCAUGCGAUGCAGUGUGUGUGUGUGUGUGUGUGUGUGUGUGUGUGUGUGUGUGUGUGUGUGUGUGUGUGUGUGUGUGUGUGUGUGUGUGUGUGUGUGUGUGUCUCAACAAAUUAUGCACACGGUGCUGUGAGUUUGUGUGUGCAUGGUCAGCAGCUCAAAGUGAGGAGGAGGGUUCUAUAAAAACAACAGGUGGAGCGAGCGCCCAGGGGGGCCUGGGGGAGUCGCACACAUCAAGCUCUGGCAUGGAGCGAGGCCCGCGGCGGCAAUCGCUGCGGGGACCAAGCUCAGUAUGCACUGUCGCAAAUUUUGUUUUGGCCUACGUACUGAAAGCAGGCUAGGAAGAUUACCAUUUUGGAAAGUGCAGGCACGUGUUAGUGCGGAAGGGUUUUAAGCCCCGUCAGGCUGGUGGGCCCUUUGUGAGAGGGUGUCCGAGUGUGGAGGAGCGGGGAGCACAGGGUGGUUUGGUCUGGCCAAGCAUAUGGCUAGCUCUGGAGGAUGCAUGAGCAAGGAGGCAGGCGAGCGGAGCGCGCAUGGGCUCGACAACAGAAUGUGCCGCUGGCGGUAAGGCGCGGGCGCACGAACAGAGCCUCACACGUCGCUGCCGCUGUGGUUGUGUGCAGACGCCUUGAGUCCCUCCCUUAGUGAGGGACAGCAGAAGAGAAAUUAAUUGCAGAAGAGAAUCAUCGUGAGUGUGGUAAAGUGCGUGCCACACUGACAUGGUGCAUUGUUGCACGUUUGCGGUGCGUGGGAGUUUGCUGCGCCUGCAGAAGCCCGCACAAAAGUUUCAUGGUUUUGAUGCCAGCGCCCCUGGGGCAGACCUGGUGAAUCUUUUUUGGUUCGUUGGUGGGUGAGUAUUGCGUGGCAGUGAGGAGCUCGGAGCAAGCCGAAGAUGGGGGGGAGGGGCUGUGCAAGAGGGGAAGCAUGAGACACGGUUGGUGGGCAGCACGGCAGAGCAGUGCACGCUGGUCGAAAGAGCAGAUGUACGUGUAUGCUGCGUGGCGUUGGGCGACAAGCAGCGCGCUUGAACAGACGACGCCAGAAGAAGAAGAAGAAGUGCGGCAAGGUGGCGGCGUCAAGAGGACAUGUACCCAUAUAUGCUGCUGUCACUUCACUUCAUGCCCGAGCAGUGUACACUUCAAAUCGACGGCAGCGGGCUAGAGUCACUCGUCCCGCGCUUGCUGCGUGUGUGCGUGCCGCUUUGUGCAUGUCGUUUGUAUGUGCCGUAAAGUUUUGUUGUACCUUGGUGGUGGGUGACGUCGGCAUGUGGUGCGUGGGCGACAUGCCGAGUGGCGGGCCUGGCGAAACACUGCGGCCCGUGGGCAUUGCCACAAUAAUGUGUGAGGUGUGUAUGCAGGUCGGUUGCUCUCAGGCGCCGGUAUGCUGUAUGGAGGGCAGGGGUUUUACGCCUGAGCCGUGUUCCUGAAGGCGACGCAGCGGCCAUGCGACAUCGGAUAAGGUGCGCGCACAGGAGAGUACAGCUGGCCUUGCCUGCGUGUGUGUUUCGAAGAGUGCUACCAUGUAUGGUCUGGAUGGCACUGGCAUUGCCAAAAAAAUACGGUUGGCAGAGCAAGCACGCGCGGCCCAUGAUUUAGAUGUUGAUAGAGGGCCUGACAAUAUCAGAUGCGUUGCUCAUGCGGGCAUUGGAGUUGACAAGUUGCUGUUGAUGGUUGGCGGGGAGGCGGCGAGGCAUCACAGCGCCGGGCUCCUGGCAGUACAAGUUUUUGAUGCACUGUACUGCACACGAUGGAGACGAUGGAUUCUGCCACACACAACACAAGCAGGCAUCCAGUCCACAACAUCCUAGCUAGUUACGGUAUUAUUGGUAUGGUGAUGUGAGGGAGGAGGAGGAGGACGAGGACGAGGACGAGGACGGGGAGCAAGGUGCAUAGGUUUGCCUUGGGCUCAUUGGGUUGUGGUGGGCUGCAGGUAUUAUGGGCCCUGCGAAGCCGGGGCCCUGCGAAACAAGCUGUAACGCCUGGUGUAU
Molecule: messenger RNA, 4891 nt
Organism: Chlamydomonas reinhardtii
Lineage: Eukaryota; Viridiplantae; Chlorophyta; Chlorophyceae; Chlamydomonadales; Chlamydomonadaceae
Exons: 3
Coding region: 97-2223 (708 amino acids)
Source: RefSeq, a predicted model, not a curated record